AGCAGGGAGGAGGAGGAGGAGGAAGAGGAGGUCUGUAGCGUGCCGAUCAGAAGCGCGUCUCAGGAUGAUGAUGAUGAUGAUGGUGUGACUCAGACAGCGGUGGAUUCAGAAUGCUCACAGCCGCACCGGAGUAGACAAACCCCGCGCGCACACAAACACACAGAAAGAAAGAAACCGAGAGGAAUCGCAGAGACACGCUGAUUGACACAGAGUGGAAGGUGGACUCCAGCUCCCAGAAUGCCCGAGCAGAGCAACGACUAUCGGGUGGUGGUGUUUGGAGCUGGCGGGGUGGGGAAGAGCUCGCUUGUUCUUCGGUUUGUAAAAGGCACAUUCAGAGACACCUACAUCCCCACAGUGGAGGACACCUACACACAGGUGAUUAGCUGUGAUAAGAGCGUCUGCACACUGCAGAUCACUGACACAACCGGAAGUCACCAGUUUCCCGCCAUGCAGCGUUUGUCCAUCUCCAAAGGUCAUGCCUUCAUCCUGGUCUACUCCAUCACAAGCCGCCAGUCACUGGAAGAGCUCAAACCCAUCUACCAACAGGUUCUGGCCAUAAAAGGCAGUGUGGAGUCCAUUCCUAUCAUGCUUGUUGGGAAUAAGAGCGAUGAGACGGCCCAGCGUGAGGUGCAGACAAAGGAUGGCGAGGCUCAGGCCGCCACCUGGAAGUGUGCUUUCAUGGAGACAUCGGCUAAGACAAACACUAAUGUGAAGGAACUGUUCCAGGAGCUGCUAGCGCUGGAGAAGAAGAGGGACAUGAGCCUGAGCAUUGACGGAAAACGCUCGGGGAAACAGAAACGAGCUGACAAGCUGAAGGCGAAGUGCAGCAUCAUGUAGAGCAAGCAGCUGCAGACUGAAGGCAAGGCUACAGAGGAGGCAGCUCUUCUUCUGUGGUGUCCACCUCCACUUUUUGGAACACUGAAGCCGAGUCGAACAAAAUUACGACUGAUACAGGAAGCUGGAAUAUUUACACCACGCCUGAAUUGGACUGUGUUUUUGUUCCUUAAAUAACCUCACUAACUAGUGCCACCAUUAACAACCACAUUAACAUUUUAAUAAAGGUUUACUUUAUGUAAUUGGGAAUCCAGGGAUAAAAAUCAGAUUGCCGUCAAAGUGCAGUUUAUUCCAGCUUUUAAUACAACAAAACUGACCCUGAAAAUGUUUAAGGAUUAUAUUAUUUUGCCUUUAAUAGUAGUUAGAGUCAGUGCACUGGCUAUACAAACAAGCACUUUAAUCACUAUAGGCUUUAAUAGUAGGCUUACAGCUGCAUCUAACUGAUUAUUACUACUUGUAACUACUGCUGUAAGAAAUCUGGGAGAUGAUGAUAUCCAUAUUUUCUGAAUCAACACUAUCAUUUCUUAGCAUCAUUACUGGAACCACCAAAUAAAGUGCUCCAGUGUGGAAUAUAAAGGCAGAAAUGUAUUGUAACAUACAUAACUAGAUUUUUUGUUAGAGUACAACUGGACGAAUAUCAGUUUAUUAAUUCUUUUCAUCUUUUGACAAGCCAAUUUAAAGCCAAAGCUGAUGUGGGUUUCCACCUCCGCCAUCUUAUUUCAUGAGGGACGCAUGAGGCUACCAGACCUUUAAAGCUGAAACAUGUUAGCAUGUCAACAUAGCAGUUAGCUUGUCACCAAGCACUCAUUAGCUCCAUCCACAAGUGACUCUGGUUGCCCCCUGGUGGCAGAAGCAAGAAUUGCUGGUUAUCUGCGGAUCUAUGGUGCUCUGAUUGACUACUUGCUAUUUUUUUUUAUCACAUAAUGAAGAUUAUUCAUCUUUAAAUUGUUUCAUUGCUUAUUUUUAGUUUUAUUUACAGUGUUUACCUGUGGUUGACAGCUUUGUCAACAAUGAGGCAUACUUGUACACACCCAACUGCUGGUGGCAGUGCUUUUCUUUGUGUUUAAAAAAAAAAAAAUUCUUAUAAUUAUUGUGCUCAAGAUUUUCUUUUUGCAACAAACUGAUGCGACUUGUUUCAGAUUGUUUUUAUUUUUUAUUCUGUAAAUGCAAACUGCUACAAGCACAGCAUGUUCAGUAAGUUGAUGCAGGGUGCACUCACACCAGGAUAGACUCGGCCCAGUUGUGGACUCGGUUCAGCUGGGGGUGGUGCAACAUUUUUCUGGACUGAGAUUUGUGUUCAUGCUGCACUCCUCAAACGAAUUGGACCUUUAAAAUAUCUUUCCACUUUCCACCAGAGAUGGCGCUGCAUCAAGAAUUACUGAAGGAGAAGGCAAGACACUCAGUGAAGAAGAAAACGCCAUCUACUGGUUAAUGCAGGACAACUUUGGCUUCUAGUACAUAAACCAAAGCUGUCCUAGCUAAACAUGGAGCUGCAUCAGGUCUUAUGGUCUUGGGUUGAUCAUAUUUCUAUCAGAACUUUGAUCGAUUCUUCCAUGUCUGACUGAGACAUUUCUCUCGUCCAGAACCGCCUAUCGUCCCUCACGCGCAUAUGUUUUGUUUGUGUUUACCCACGAUGCCGUGCGCUGAACCUACCAUGCACUUUGUUUUGUAGUCCACUUCCUGUAUUUGGUCUGCUAAAUGGACCAGCACCUGCGUUUGUAGGCGGAGCGAGUCUGUCUUUGAUCUGAAUGGGAAUUCGUUUGCACAUUCACGAUUCCCCAAACGAAGCGGACUUUCCCAGCAAACAGACUUGGUUCGAAC
Molecule: messenger RNA, 2655 nt
Organism: Melanotaenia boesemani (Boeseman's rainbowfish)
Lineage: Eukaryota; Metazoa; Chordata; Actinopteri; Atheriniformes; Melanotaeniidae
Product: GTP-binding protein Di-Ras2-like
Exons: 4
Coding region: 238-837 (199 amino acids)
Biological process (GO): signal transduction
Cellular component (GO): plasma membrane
Molecular function (GO): GTP binding; GDP binding; GTPase activity
Source: RefSeq, a predicted model, not a curated record